Pollicipes pollicipes is the source of this 4056-nucleotide messenger RNA. RefSeq names its product very low-density lipoprotein receptor. The record is from RefSeq and is a predicted model, not a curated record. Lineage: Eukaryota; Metazoa; Arthropoda; Thecostraca; Pollicipedomorpha; Pollicipedidae. Gene Ontology annotation, biological process: receptor-mediated endocytosis. Gene Ontology annotation, molecular function: hormone binding; calcium ion binding; protein binding. Bases 45 to 2543 code for a protein of 832 amino acids. Gene Ontology annotation, cellular component: signaling receptor complex; plasma membrane; apical plasma membrane. The transcript has 16 exons.
GGGUGAGCCGAGCGGUGUCGUGACGUCUGGGCGCCGCUACAGUCAUGGGACCCGUCUACGUGACCUGGCUGCUGGCGCCGCUGGUCGCCUGUUUGAUGCAGGCGGAGCUGGCCCAGCUGACACCGGCCGUCAGCGGCUCGUGCGCCAGCGGCCAGUUUCGCUGCGCCAACGGCCGCUGCAUUAUCGAACGCUGGCGGUGCGACGGUGACGACGACUGCGGCGACGGCAGCGACGAGGACCCGCGCCUCUGCGGCCCGCGCCUCUGCCGGGACGACCAGUUCCGCUGCCGUAACGAGACGACCGUGCAGUGUAUCCCGGUGUCGUGGCGGUGCGACGGCCAGGCCGACUGCUCCGACCGCAGCGACGAGGACGGCUGCUCCCAGACAUGCAGCUCUGACCAGUUUGCGUGCGCCGACGGCAACUGCAUCAACGCUCGCUGGGCCUGCGAUGGAGACAAUGACUGUGGCGAUGGGUCCGACGAGAGGGACUGCCAGAGGCCCGCCUGCAGUCCCAGCUCGCAGCACACCUGCGCUAACGGCGAGUGCGUCGGCUGGACGGCCCGCUGCGACGGCGUCCGGGACUGCACCGACGGCAGCGACGAACAGGAGUGUCCGGUGAACGCCACGCCUCCGCGGCCCACGUGCGGCCAAUCAGACGUCAUGUGUGCGGACGGAGCGUUCUGCAUCCACCCCGCCUGGCUCUGCGACGGCGACAGUGACUGUCCGGACGGCUCGGAUGAGGAUCCCGGCAGGUGCGCGGCCCAGGUGUGCCGCCGGGACCAGUUCAAGUGCGGCGGAAUCGGCGAGUGCAUCUCACUCAGCCUGCUGUGCAGCGGCUCGGCCGAGUGUCGCGACGCCAGCGACGAGGCCAACUGCACGGUGACGCCCACGUGUGACGUCACGCACCAGCUGACGUGCGCCGACGGCCGCUGCCUGGCCGUGGAGCUCGCCUGCAACGGCGCCGACGACUGUGGCGACGGCUCCGACGAAGCCGGCCUGUGCUCGAGCAACGAGUGCUCGCACAACAACGGCGGCUGCAGCCACGGCUGCCGCAACCGUCCCGACGGCCGUCGCUGCCUGUGCCCCGAGGGCUUCCAGCUGGGUGACGACGGUGUCUCAUGCGAAGACAUUGACGAGUGCGCCAUUCCCGGCGCCUGUAGUCACAUCUGCACCAACCAGGUGGGCCACUACAAGUGCGAGUGCUUCGAGGGCUACGUGCGCGACCCUGCCGACCACACCUUCUGCAAGGCGCAGCAGGUGCACGCCAGCCUGCUGCUCACGCACAGGACUGACAUCCGGAAAAUCGGCCUGUACCAGCACGAGAUCACGUCAAUCGUCAACGGCACGAGCUCCGCAUUGGCGGUCGACUUUGAUUUCCGCACUGGCCUGGUGUACUGGUCGGACACCCUGGACCACGUCAUCUAUAGUGCGCCGAUCGACGAGGGCUCGCGCCGCUCCGUUUUGCUGCGCGGCGUCACCCCCCAGUCGCUGGCCGUCGACUGGCUGUACGGCCGGCUCUACUGGACCCGGGCCGGCAGCCACGAGGGCGACGGUGGCGCCAUCGAGGUGGCGGCGCUCGACGGAAGCUUCCAUCUGCCGCUCGUCAAGAUGGACCUGCUGCAGCCGCGUGCCAUUGCGCUCGACCCGGAGCACGGCUGGAUGUACUGGUCGGACUGGGGCUCCAACCCGCGCAUCGAGCGUGCCGGCAUGGACGGCAGCCAGCGGCAGGUCAUCGUCGACACGCGGCUGGAGUGGCCCAACGGCGUGGCGCUGGACCUGACGGUGCGACGCCUCUUCUGGGUGGACGCGAAGCUGAAGCUGAUGGAGAGCGCCGACCUGGACGGCCGCAACCGCCGCGUCAUCAUCAGCAGCCCGCUGACGCUGCACCACCCGUACAGCAUCACCACCUUCGAGGACGCCGUGUUCUGGACCGACUGGGACCAGCGGGGCGUGUUCAGGGCCAACAAGUUCACCGGCUCCGGCGUGGCCAGGGUGGCGUCCGUCGGGUCGCUACGCUUCACCGGGGAGGUACGGGCGUACCACCCGUACCGCCAGCCGAACGGCACCAACUGGUGCGCGCCCACCAACGGCGCCUGCUCGCACGUCUGCCUGCCGGCGCCGCUGACGGCCGGCAGCGAGCGGCGCACCGGCUGCGCCUGUCCCCGGGGCCUCCAGCUGCAGGACGACGGCCUCACCUGCGCUGAAGACGUGCCUACCGGAGCUCUACCCACCCCAGGGGCGGUGGAGAGGGACGCUGUCGUUGCACCAAGUCAGGGCGGUGCGGUCGGCGUGGCGGUCACGUGCGUCCUCCUCAUCGUCAUUGUCGUCACCCUGAUCGGCAUAGCGCUGUACCGCCGCCGCCUCACCAAGGGCUUCCGAAGCGUGCAGUUCCACAGCCCAAGGUACCCGGGCUCGCCAGAGCGGGACGACUUUGUCAGUCUGAGCAAGACCUUCAGUCUGAGCAAGACCAAGAGGGCGCCUCUCUCGGGAGCGACGGACCGCGAGGGUCUCCUAACAUCGGACGAUCAACGAGAGACUGUUUAAUCUCCUUGUCACCGGCGCUGCUGUGAUAUCUCCUGCCUGGUGGUGCUGCCGUCCGCUCCACGCCGCCGCCACCAUGACCUGGCGUCACACGGGUCACCGACGCCCUCUGACCUGAGAUUACUCCAGUCACCGACGCCCUGCGGCUUGAGGUCGCUCGGGUCACCGGCGCCCUUUGACAUGGGGUUACUCUAGUCACCGACGCCCUGCGGCUUGAGGUCAUUCGGGUCACCGGCGCCCUUUGACCUGGGGUUACUCGGGCCGCCUGCCAACCGAAGUCCGUGGUCCGUUAACGUGGACCGCUAGGAUGGCCGACGCAGCCGGCCCUGGACACUGCGUCAGCCGCCCCCGUAGCCAGGACACGGCGCCGGGCUGGUCCUAGGGCGAAUCCGGCGCACAAGGGCACCAGUAUUGCAGCCUCCUGGCAGCUGCCGCAGGGAGGUGACUUGCUAGUGGUGGAGAGGUCGGUGUUCUAGUCGCCCGGUAACGGCACCACGGACGCCUGGUCUCUUUCGGAAGACUGGAGCGCGCGCGCGUGCUGCGAGAUGAGAACUAUCAAACUGCUAUCAGUUUAGCCUUGUUGAUUAGGUGAAAUGUGAACAUUCGUGGUGAUCGUCCUGAUCGUUCAUCGUUCUCCCGUGCUGACAACGACGUUAGAGAUAAGUUUGAUGUAAUUGAAUCUCGGUGUUAGGCGCAAGUCUGCUGAGCGUUAUCGCGGUCCUAUAACCGAUGGGCCAUCGACUGACAUGGCGGAAACCGGAAUCUUCCAUUUGUUUCCUAAGUGAACUCAACAGUUUCGUUGGUCUGCUGAUACACCUUCUAGGGAUGAGAUUGUGGAGCUACCACUUAUGAAUACUCCAUGAUGAACAAACCUUAAAUAUGCUAGUGCUUUCAUGCUUUUUGCGGUAAACAUUCAGGCAUACUUGAAUGCAGCUGUAUGCAGCUGAAUGCAAGCCACAUCGCAAUAUCCACGCAUACACUCAAUAUGCACGCGUACAGUAUUGCACGCUAGUAGACACAUCCAUCCGUGACCACACAUCUUACAUGUUCGUCGCUCACCCCAUACGUUUAUUGGUUGGUAUACAUACAUUGUGUAUUUAUGGUAUUUUGUGAGGCGCGUGAGCUGGUGAGACUAUUACUUAAUGAUUGUCACCAUUAGUAAAUGGGUGUAAGCCGUGUGAAUCUUUUAAACACAUUCAAAUGUAAUGCAUGAUCAUGCUAUUUCGUGUGACGCAUUGGACGUGGAAUGGUGGUGUUUUGAUAAUACAACAAUGCACCAAACUUGUGUAACGUUAAAUCAUGUCCAGGUAUUACACAUGAAGCGUGGAACGUUCCGCAAGUGUCAAUCAGGAGCACACGCCGUCGGGUGUAGCAAUCGCUUCCGGAGCACUCGCUGACCUAUGGCGUCGUUCUGGGCGCUCAGCACGACGAAAUGCGCAAGAUUGGCGUUGCACGACGCAUUCUGUCUUAUCAGUUCGUUCUAGAGGUGUGGUGUGGCUAGAUAAGAUGUAAUAAA